GUAUGUUGAAGCGCCUGAAUUCACGCACCGAGCACAUACUAACAUAGGCUAAUUAGAUGAUUUAAUUGUAUUAGGUACUAACACUUCACUUUCGGUUCUAUUCAUUGCAAUACAGUUAUCAUAUCGUCAGCUCCCGUUUUUUAUUAAUAAACCUCCCGGAUACUCCCGAACAUGGUCCUUCGAGCCGGAUGUGAAAUUUGCAUUGUUCUACGUGGAUAUAUAAGAAGAAGUGACGUGCAAUCAAUUAAAAGCGGAGUUAAUUAAAAUUAACAACUGAUUGGAGGUUACCGGCAACGUGGAAGUUGGACAAAUUUUGGAUUUUCGUGGUGUUAAGUCUGGACUUAUGAGUGAUUAUCACCCAACACUCUCAUUUAAGGUAUAAGUAUAAGUGUUAAUCACUGGACUUAAAAGGUUGAUACUCUCGUCUGCCAAAAUGACCACCGAAGAGAAGCUAGUUAAGAAACGGAGCAGCUACAAAGGCCGCUUAACUAUGUUUAUUAGUUACCUAGACACGGUAGAAAGUUUAAAAAAUUCCGAUAUUGCUGAAUUGCAAUUGCGUAUAGGUAAGGUGGAAUCAUUGUACGCGCAAUAUGACGAGGUGCAGUUGCAACUUGAAUGUGCAGCUGAUGACAUGCAAUCCCAGUUAAAUGAGCGAUCUAUGUUCGAGUCACAAUAUUACAAAGCGUUGGCCAGAGCUCAGAAUUUAUUAACUAAAUAUAAUAAAAGUAAUAACGAUGAUGCUUGUAGUGAGAAUGUUACCCGAGCUAGCAAUCAUAGGCUUGUUAAAUUACCUACCAUACAACUGCCAAAGUUUAGUGGAUCGUACGAGAACUGGUUGGAGUUUCAUGACACCUUCAGUAGUCUAAUUCACACUAAUGAUGAGAUUGACGAGAUUAACAAGUUUCAUUAUCUACGUGCCUCUCUGGAGGGAUCUGCUGCUGUGGUGAUUCAAUCAUUUGAAUUUUCGGCUAGUAAUUAUGCUGUAGCUUGGAAGGUGCUAUGUGAGCGUUUUGAUAACAAGCGGCUGCUGAUACAAAAUCACGUUUCAGCAUUAUUUAAUAUUGACCCGAUCUCAAGGGAAUCAUCUGUCGUUUUGAAACGUUUGAUAGACAACUUGAACAAAAACCUGCGAGCGUUAGAAUCAUUAGGUGAGCCAGUUAAACAAUGGGACACACUUUUAAUCCAUAUUGUUACGCAUAAAUUGGAUCAAAAAACUUACCGUGAGUGGGAGGAGUGUAAAGGACGUUUAGACCAGAAUAGCUCCAUCACGUUUGAUUUGUUUAUCCAAUUUGUGCGUGGCAGGGCUGACUUAAUCGAGACUUUAGAGAUGUCCCGUAACUUGAAUUCGACGUCACAUAAAUCGAGUUCUAAACUAAAGGCGAUGGUUUCCGUACAGCACACUAACAACAAGAAUAACUCCAACACAGACUCAAUUAAAAAUGUUUGCCCAAAAUGCAAUGGUGACCAUAAUUUAUCUAAUUGCACACAAUUUCUUGCACUAAGUAACGAGGCUAGGUAUAACUCACUGCCAAAUUAUAAGGUCUGCUAUAAUUGUUUUAAAAUAGGUCACUACGCGAACCACUGCAAGAAGCCAGGUUGCAAACUGUGUAAACGUAAGCACAACACUCUCGUCCACGUCUCAGAGCCAAAAGUAAGUAAUGCAGUGGCAACUGACAACAUCUGUCAAAGGACCGAAAAACGGUCUGUAUUUGAACCUUCGACGUCUGUUGCUGCCACUGCACCUGCUAGCAUAAAUAAUGUAGCUUUAUCUGCAAACAUCGGUCAUCAACAGCAAGAUGUGCUAUUAUCAACCGCAUUAGUGAUAUUGCUUGAUUGCAACAAUGUCGAACACGUCGCGCGCGCAGUUUUAGACAGCGGAAGCACAUCCAGCUUUAUGACCGAAGAGUUGCACAUGCGACUAAAUCUAGUUGUCGCUCAGAUAGAUAGCGAAAUCAAAUGUAACUUCGCUAAAACUGAAUCACAUUUUACUGGUGAGAUGGAUGACAUUAGACAGGACUUGACGCGGUUCUGGCAGCUAGAGGAAAUUAAUUCCAAGUCAUCGUCAUCACAUUACUCGCCCGAGGAGAAGUUAUGCGAAGAUCAUUUUGUUCAAAAUACGUCUCGUCUUCCUGAUGGACGAUUCUGCGUUCGGAUACCUCUUAAGAACGACCCUGAGUUGUUAGGUGACUCUCUUAAAAGAGCUACACAGUGUCUGUUUUCUUUAGAACGUAGUUUGAAGCGUAAACCUGAGACAAGUCAAAUGUACCACGACUUUCUCACUGAAUAUCAGUUGUUAGGCCAUAUGUCUGAAUGUGAGGGACCUCAUUCCUGCGCUGGAGCCUACUUUAUUCCGCAUCACGGAGUGUUACGUGAGAGCAGCUCCACGACAAAGCUACGCGUCGUGUUCAACGCAAGCAGUCCUACAACUUCAGGCAUUUCAUUUAAUGAUCUACAGAUGGUUGGCCCGGUAGUCCAGGAUGAUUUGCUGUCUAUUUUACUUCGUUUCAGGCAGCAUAAAUACAUUUUAUCAGCUGAUGUGGCGAAAAUGUACAGAUGCAUAGAAGUACAUCCUGAUGACAGAAAUCUACAGCAGAUUGUCUGGCGUGAUAAUUCUAGUCAUCCCAUCACAGCCUUUAAAUUGAAUACUGUCACCUAUGGUACAGCCAGUGCUCCGUUCCUUGCUACGCGCUGCCUUAAACAACUUGGCCUUGAAUGUAACGACAAGAAGACAGCUGAAAUCAUAUUGCAUGACUUCUACGUCGAUGACUUGCUCACAGGCAGCGAUGAUUUGGAGGAAGCCAAGGCAAUACGUGAAAGCGUUACCACGGUGCUAGCAUCCGCAGUUGGCGCCACUGUCGACUAA
Plutella xylostella (diamondback moth) is the source of this 2863-nucleotide messenger RNA. The record is from RefSeq and is a predicted model, not a curated record. NCBI's taxonomy places the organism in Eukaryota, Metazoa, Arthropoda, Insecta, Lepidoptera, Plutellidae.